UGUAGGAUGAGGUUGGUUGGUCUGACAGGGGGUAUAGCGUCCGGAAAAACGUCCGUAGCUAGUGUUCUCAAGGAACACGGAGUGGCUGUUCUCUCUUGUGAUGCUGCCGCUAAACAAGUGGUCGAACAAGGGUGUCCUGGCUACAAGAAGGUUAUCGCUAGGUUUGGGGAAGCUAUUCUCCUUCCUUCCGGUGAAAUAGAUCGUGUUAAACUGGGUGAUUUGGUGUUUAAUGAUGCAGAAAACAGAGAUGCUCUGAACAAAUGCAUCCAUCCUGAGAUUGCUAAGGUCAUCAGACGUCACAUCAUCUGGCACUUUAUCAAAGGAACGACGAUAGUUGCUGUAGACAUACCUCUUCUGUACGAGAGUUGCAACAUUAAUCCCUUCCUUCACUCCAUCGUUGUUGUUUACUGCACAGCCGAACAGCAAAAAGUAAGGCUGAUGGACCGGAAUGAUCACUUUACCGAAGAGGAGGCUCAGGCUAGAGUAGACUCUCAGCUUUGUAUUGAGGAGAAGAGAAAGAGGGGAGAUCACGUGAUUGAUAAUACCGGACUUUUCUCUGAAACUGAACGACAAGUAGCAGCACUGGUUCCCCAUCUCAAAGAUGGAAUAGUUCCUAUACAGAAGAUAAUACUUCUGGGCUUGUUUGCCUUGAUCGUGUUCAUAGUAUGGUCUAAAAUGUUUUAGGACAUUGUGACAGUUUUAUGUUCUUAUAUGAUAAGAUUCUUUCACGAAAAAAAAUGUUUGCAUGAAAUGUUUGUAUUUUGCUACCGGUCUAAUUUGUUAACCGUUUUGAAGAUCUGAUUUUCGUUUUAUGCGCAUGUCUUGAGGUACUUUUUGAAUAAAAUUCUAAAUUCUUCUUGUAUUCAUUUGAUUAUAAUUUCAGAAAAACUUUUAUCAAUUACAAAA
This is a messenger RNA of Bolinopsis microptera, 906 nucleotides long. RefSeq names its product dephospho-CoA kinase-like. NCBI's taxonomy places the organism in Eukaryota, Metazoa, Ctenophora, Tentaculata, Lobata, Bolinopsidae. The record is from RefSeq and is a predicted model, not a curated record. Bases 7 to 684 code for a protein of 225 amino acids. The transcript is spliced from 6 exons. Gene Ontology annotation, molecular function: ATP binding; dephospho-CoA kinase activity. Gene Ontology annotation, biological process: coenzyme A biosynthetic process.